Messenger RNA from Laccaria bicolor S238N-H82, 627 nucleotides. RefSeq lists its product as uncharacterized. Bases 1 to 627 code for a protein of 208 amino acids. Lineage: Eukaryota; Fungi; Basidiomycota; Agaricomycetes; Agaricales; Hydnangiaceae. The record is from RefSeq and is a predicted model, not a curated record. The transcript is spliced from 4 exons.
AUGCUGUUAAUCCCCGGCUUUCGUCUGUACAUGUUUGCCUCCCCUCCAUUUCUGGGUCCGGAAGCCAAAGCUGCCGAGCGCAGGCUUGGCUCUCUCUUGGUUCCUUUCUUUCCUCUGUUUCUAUGUUCCGAAUCUAAAUCUAUUGUUUGGUGGCUACCUUUCCUAAACUGUCUUACUUCCCUCUGUUGUUCUCUUCCUCGAACUUUAUAUGGUUUUUUCGCGCUCGCUUCGGGCAGACGCCUUGCGAUCACAAAGCCUGGUGCUAAGUCCAGAACUUGGUAUUGUUACUAUUCCACCACCAUCCAGACCUCUACAGGCAACAUACUUCCUGCGGACCUUCGCAUCUACAGCCCAAUCAACGACGUCGUUCAUCCUGACAACACCAUUGCUUUUGUUAUCGCAAAGGCUUAUAUUCCUCCCAACGACACCACUUUCCUCGAUGUCCUACACUUGGCCAUCUGCCCUGGUGACCCCUCCAGCGUAGUGUUUGAAAGUCCAGUUCGGUCCGGUUUUUUGAUGCCCAGGGGCGUUAACCGUAACCGUAACCGGUCUGCCUUUUCCCCAGAAGUCAAAAGACCAGACCGGACCGCAAAAAGACCACAGACCGCGGUUUUUUGCGGUCUAUAG